AUGAGGCAGCGCCGCCCCGAGUCGGGCCCGCCCUCGCGGUGGCACCUCCCACCUCGUUGCAUAUUCAUGAGGUGUGUGGUCGUGUCAGGAUUCCUCCGGUCAGCCAUGAAAUCCAACAGCAGCUGCACUGUGCUUCCUGCAGACGAAUGGUGCCAGACAGAAGGUGCUUGGCUUACAGCUCCUGUGUUCUUGGUCCUUCAUCAGCACCAUGCUCACAGUCCACAGGGGAAGGCAGCUAAAGGAGGCGCCUUUGAUCGGAGCGAGGCGAACCCCGACGGGCACCGGCACCACCGGGACCUCCACGGGCAUCGGUACCAUCGGCACGCACCGGGACCCCCAAAAUACCAGCACCACCGAGACCCUCCGAUCACCGACACCGAGACAUCGCCGUGCGCCGGGCAUCACCUCCCUUGGGUAUCCCCAGCAUUGACACCAGGACAGCCCCGAGCACCGGCACCGGGAGCAGCACCGGGACAUCGGGCAGCCACACCGCAGCAGCCGGGCUGUGACACCACAGCACCCACCGAAAACAGGGACCGAAGCUCCCCGGGCACCGACCGCCGGGCUGAGAUGCUCCCCGGUGCGGGUCCCCUCGCUUUCCUCCUCCGGUGUCUGCUGCUGCUCUUCGCCUCCGAGAGCCGAGCACGGGCUCGGCCGGAUAUGUUCUGUGACUUCAAUGGCAAGAAGUACAGCCCAGGUGAGAGCUGGCACCCCUACCUGGAGCCGCAGGGGCUGAUGUACUGCAUCCGCUGCAGCUGCUCCGAGAAUGGCAACACGAGGUGCUAUCGGAUCCAGUGCCCCGCUCUGCAAUGUGCCAGCCCCGUCACGGACCCCCAGCAGUGCUGCCCACGGUGUCUCGGUACGGGGCCAUCCCAUGGGGAGGGAAUGACAGGAGCAAAGGGGAAUUUUAGGACGAGAGAGCCAAAUUCCCCUUCUGGUCUCCGGGCACCUGUCAGAUCCUGCCAGUACAAUGGGACAACAUACCAGCAAGGAGAGAUGUUCACCACCAGUGAGCUCUUCCCAAGUCGCCAGCCCAACCAGUGUGUGCAGUGCAGCUGCUCUGAAGGCCAGAUUUACUGUGGUUUGGUGACCUGCCCAGAGCUGCUAUGCUCCAAUCCUCUAACUGUGCCAGACUCAUGCUGCCAGGUCUGCAAAGAUGGCUCAUAUGAGAAGUCUGCGGAAGAGGAACCCCUGCAGUUAAACAGAGGUGUUAGGCACUCACAAGACCAGUGCUUGGGGGAAGCAAUGAACAGAAAGCCACCCGGAGCCACCGCAUCCACCGUGCUCAGUUCCUCACUGGAGUUCAUCCCCAGAAGCUUCAAACCCAAGGGGGGAGGUGGCACCACCGUGAAGAUCGUUUUGAAAGAGAAGCACAAGAAAGCCUGUGUUUACAAUGGGAAGACCUACUCCCAUGGAGAAGUGUGGCACCCCGUCUUCCGGCUCUAUGGGCUCCUGCCCUGCAUCCUGUGCACCUGCAGGGAUGGUGUCCAGGACUGCCAGAAGAUCACAUGCCCCAAGGAGUAUCCGUGUGACUCUCCGGAAAAAGUAGAUGGGAAAUGCUGUAAAAUAUGUCCAGAAACCAGAGUCAAACCCACUGAUGAAAUCAUCACUGAGAGAUGUGGGAAGACCCCCAACCAUGUCCUGGUGUACAUGUUUGUGCCACCGAGCUCUGAGAACUCCAAGGAGAUCCUGAGGACCGUCGCUAUUGAGAAGGAGCUCACGGAAGAGGUGGAAAUCUAUAACUGGAAGCUGAUUAAAGGGAUAUUUCACUUGAUCCAAACCAAGAAGAUCAGCAAACAGGAAUUCAAGCAAGAAGCACAGAACUUCAGGCUGAUCACCAGAACGAAUGAAGGUCACUGGAACAUCUUCCAAGCCCAGACAUCAGAGCUGAGGAUGACAGAGAGUCCAGAGAAAGAAACAAAGAACUUGUAAAGAAAAAAA
Molecule: messenger RNA, 1941 nt
Organism: Phasianus colchicus (ring-necked pheasant)
Lineage: Eukaryota; Metazoa; Chordata; Aves; Galliformes; Phasianidae
Source: RefSeq, a predicted model, not a curated record